Besnoitia besnoiti is the source of this 18456-nucleotide messenger RNA. RefSeq lists its product as uncharacterized. NCBI's taxonomy places the organism in Eukaryota, Apicomplexa, Conoidasida, Eucoccidiorida, Sarcocystidae. The transcript has 11 exons. The record is from RefSeq and is a predicted model, not a curated record. The coding region runs from base 1 to 18456 and encodes 6151 amino acids.
AUGUUCGGAGCUACAGCACCGGGGACUUCGUCUGGACUGUUCGGGUCUUCCUCUUCGGCCUCUUCCUCAUCUCUUUUCGGUGGAGGAGGUUCCUCCCUAUUUGGUGGGGGCGCCUCUUCGUCUACGUCUCUCUUUGGCGCAGCUUCGGCGGGUAAACCUUCAGCUUCAGGCGGCCUCUUCGGUAGUACUUCUCUCGGCUCGUCUUCGGGGUCCUCUGCACUCUUCGGCGGUGCCGGCAGCGCGGCGAUGCCACAGCCCGCGUCCUCUGGGGGCCUCUUCGGCAGUUCCACAACUCAUGCUUCCGCCUCCUCUUCCCUCGUUCCAGGGGGAAGUGCCGCUGCUUCCGCGAAUGCUGUGACUGGUCUCUUCGGAGCAGGGUCCUCGACCCUGAGCCCCUUCGGCUCCGGCGCGGCGACAGACAAACCGGCAGGUUCUGGCGGUCUCUUUGGCACAUCUGCGGAUUCAUCGUCUCAAGAGGCAUCUUCAAAGAAUAUCUUUGGGACCGGAGCUCCUUUCUCAUCUCCGUUUGGCGGAGCUUCAGGUUCCAGUGCGCCUGCGGGCUCAAGAGGACUUUUCGGGACUGCGGCUACUUCGUCAUCCUCCUCCUCAUCGUCCGCCUCCCUCUGUGGCGGAAGCGGGAGCGUUGCCGCGGAGAAACCCGCUUCGGGAGGCUUGUAUGGGAGCUCUGACGCUCCAUUCAAUCUCUUCUCAGGUGGAAAUACCGCAAGUUCAGCCACCUCUGGCACCGGGCUCUUCGGCGCGGCGGCGUCUGCGCCGGCCGCUUCCUCGUCGUCCUCGUCUUCGCUUUUUGGAGCAGGCGCGCAUGCGGACAAGUCAGCAGCGCCUGGAGGACUCUUCGGCAAUUCGGCUUCUUCUUCGAGCAGUUCUUCUGGCGGCGGGCUCUUCGGCGCGGCGGCGUCUGCGCCGGCCGCUUCCUCGUCGUCCUCGUCUUCGCUUUUUGGAGCAGGCGCGCCUGCGGACAAGUCAGCAGCGCCUGGAGGACUCUUUGGCAAUUCGGCUUCUUCUUCGAGCAGUUCUUCUGGCGGCGGGCUCUUCGGCGCGGCGGCGUCUGCGCCGGCCGCUUCCUCGUCGUCCUCGUCUUCGCUUUUUGGAGCAGGCGCGCCUGCGGACAAGUCAGCAGCGCCUGGAGGACUCUUUGGCAAUUCGGCUUCUUCUUCGAGCAGUUCUUCUGGCGUCGGGCUCUUCGGCGCGGCGGCGUCUGCGCCGGCCGCUUCCUCGUCGUCCUCGUCUUCGCUUUUUGGAGCAGGCGCGCCUGCGGACAAGUCAGCAGCGCCUGGAGGACUCUUUGGCAAUUCGGCUUCUUGUUCGAGCAGUUCUUCUGGCGGCGGGCUCUUCGGCGCGGCGGCGUCUGCGCCGGCCGCUUCCUCGUCGUCCUCGUCUUCGCUUUUUGGAGCAGGCGCGCCUGCGGACAAGUCAGCAGCGCCUGGAGGACUCUUUGGCAAUUCGGCUUCUUCUUCGAGCAGUUCUUCUGGCGGCGGGCUCUUCGGCGCGGCGGCGUCUGCGCCGGCCGCUUCCUCGUCGUCCUCGUCUUCGCUUUUUGGAGCAGGCGCGCCUGCGGACAAGUCAGCAGCGCCUGGAGGACUCUUUGGCAAUUCGGCUUCUUCUUCGAGCAGUUCUUCUGGCGGCGGGCUCUUCGGCGCCGCGUCGUCGUCUGUUCUUUUCUGCGGCUCAAAUGAGAAGACGACGAGCCCUCCUGGGUCUGCCUCGCCUGCUGCGGCGUUUCCGUCUUCAACAAACACGCCCCCGCCAACUGGCAAAGAGUCAGGCGCGACUGCGGCGCCUAUCUUCAGUGGGUCAGCAGCGGAAGCGAAGGCGACGGAACCUGUGGCGUGCUCGUCCGCUCUCUGCGCUUCUUCGUCUCUGUUCGGGGCGACUGGAGCGCCCGUGGCCCCCCAGCCGGCGGCCGCGGCGUCGGCAUCUCUCGCGGGUUCUUCGCCGGAGAUUCGAAAGUGCCUCGUCAGCUACAUCCACCUUAAGUCCGUGCUUCUCUCACUGUCGCUUUCCGACUCGCCUGCACAUGUCCGCGAACUGUUCUCCUCUCCGCAGUUGCUACAGCGCUUCGCCUCGCUGCUGUCUCCCUUCGACCCCUCCAUCGACCGUGCACUCCCCCAAAACAUCUCCCCUGACCUGCAGGCGGCCAUCACGGCUGUGCGCACUCAGCUCGCGCGGAAGGCGUCACAGCAGCCGCGCGCGGCUUCCGCGACGGCGGCGCCGGAUGAACGCGACUGGGGGGUUGCGGUGCCCUCUGAGGCGAUGAUCUACGAGGCUCUAUCGGUCUACCUUCUGCGCAAGUUCAACAAGCAGCAACAGCUCCUCUCUCCGCGUCUGUCGGCGCCCUUCCUCCAGGAAGCCAUCGAUCCCGAAGACCCUGUGACGCUGCGCGAAAUUGAAGACAUUCUUGUCGGCGAACAGGUAGAUUUCUUCUGGUGCCUCGCGUUCAUCUUCCGGACGGCGUCCUCCUCGGCGCCUGCUCAGGAGGCAGGGGGCAAGGCUCCCGACAGGAGCGGCGCCGCGGAGAGCGCGAGCAAGAAGAAGGUUGAUGAUUCUGGCACAGAGCCUGACGAGCCCGCCGCUGCUGCAUCUCGCGCACCAUCGUCGCUUCAGAAGGCGUGCUUCCGAUUCGCCUGUCGCCUGGUGAGCGAGAAGAACAUUGAGGAAGGCUUGUACCGCGCCUAUGAGGAGUUGUCUCGGCGCGUUGAUGCACGCAAAGGCGCCUCGCAAUGCGGCGCCGGAGCGCCGGAGGGCGGGGGCGUCAAGAGGGAGGCCUCGGGGCGCGGCGCCUCUGCAGCGGAUGCGGCCGCUUCGCAGUGCCUUGCGGACGACCCCGGGCGCGUCAAGGCACUGGCGGCGACUCUGCGCAUUCAGAAGUCUUUGCUGCUCUGCUUCGUGGCUUUCUACCGCGCACGGAGUGUCUUGGAGGCGUGCCGCACCGGGGGGAAGGCGCCGAGCGAGAAAGGAGCGCAGAGUUUUUCAGCCGCGACGCUGCAUCGCCUGGCGUCGAUGGUCUCCGAUGACGCCUUCGUAGGGGCGCUCGCGGCCGGCAGCAGCGAAGACCGUCGCCUGCUGCAGAGUGCGCGCCUCCUCCUGGCGGGGCAAGAGGUCGCGGACGCCUCGGCCGUUUUGCUGGUUUCCGUCUACCCGUUUGCGCUCUUCUGCGGCGGCAGCGCGCCGGCGGGCCGUCGCGAAGAGAGCCAGACGCCAGGGGAGGAGACUCUCGCGCAGCUCGGCUCGGCUGAUCGCUUCGCUGCGCUCCACCGCGGUGUCAUGACACCGCUCUUGAACGCGUUCGAGAGCCAAGUCGGACGUGAAACCCGCGGCACUUCUGUGCAAGUUCUCGCGCUAGCUUCAAGCGUCGCUCUCGCUGGAGAUCCGCGCAGCGCCGGCGACAGCCUCGCAGACAGCCUGGCCGCGGACGGGGCUGAGGAGAGAAGCAGUGAAGGUACGGCGGCGUACCCCGACGCGCUAUAUGAGCAGUUCAUUGCGCACCCGAGUGUGACGCCGAUCGUCCUCUUUGCGCACGCCGCGGCUCUCGCGAUGCUGCGCGAACGGCGAAAGAAGACCUCGGCAGCGACAGCUGAGCGCGCGGCGAAGCCCCACACCGGAUGCCGCGAAACACAAGCUCCGUUUGUCUUGAGCGACGCGGAAGUCGAUGCGUUCCUCAACCCUCUUUUGCUCUGUGGAGGGCCGUCGUUUGCGGCGGCGCUGGAGGCCCUCGUGGUCGUGCGCGACGGCCUCAGGCAAGCGGGUUCAGCCGCCGCGGCUGCAGAUCCUCUGUUGAGCAUGCAGAGGGAGGUGCUUCUCGAGUUCUUGCAUGUGUUUCUUCUGUAUCUCCCCCUCCACCAUUUCCAGGGCUUCGAGCCCUUCAUUCAUGCUCUCGCCGGCCUCGUCGACAGCCCGGGGGUCGCCGAUGACCUCUGGCUCCUCUCGUCUCCGCGUCAGCGCUCGCUUUUGUUUUCUCCGUCUCCCUCCAACUCUGUCGUCUCGGCGGGAUUUGCUUCCCAGUCCGACGCGAGGGCGCUGGCCUCCAGGGAGGGCGACUUCGGCGUCGGCGGAGAGAGUCUCGCGUCGCGUGUCGCCGCGCCGGCGUGUGCGACGUGUGGAGUCUGGGGCGACUUCGUCGCUGGCCUUCAGCGAAACACGCAAAUGUCUCAGGAAGCGCUUCACGCGCGACUCGCGCAGCAGCCCCGCUACGGAGGGCUGUAUGUGGUAAUCGAACUCUUUCGAAGCGUCACGUUUCCCUUCGGCCUGCAUCUGCUUCUUCAGCUGGUCGCCGCGCUCGUUCCGCGUGCGUCGGCGUCGCGCGUCGUGGAAAGGAACCCGCAGGCAGACGAGGAGGAAGAAGAGGCUGAGGAAGAAGAGCCCGUCAUCGACGCGACUUCCCUCGCUGCCUUCCUCCUGUUCCUCACGGAGCCGCUGUCGAGCAUGCUUCUCCCCCCGCUGCCCGAGUUCUUCUUGCCGGCUCUGGCCCCCCCAGCUGCGGCCGUCGAAGCGCCAGCCCGACAGGAGACCCAUUCCCAGGGGGAAGGGGGACUGGGCGCGUCGCUCUCGCGCUCGCUGUCGUGCAACAGCCCGUCGCCCUUGCGGUGUACGUACACCUCAGUGGGUCCGGUGCCGCUGGAGCUGUGUCUAGGCACGAUGCUGGGUUUCCAGGAGCCCGUGGAGGCGGGUCGCGGGGAGGGCGAGGACGGCGACGACGCGCGGGCGGGGUUCUUCGACGCGUCCUCCGUCAGUGGCGGCGCGGCCUUCUGGUCGCUGCUGCCUCCCGGCGUGGCUGCGCAGCCGCAAGGCCUUCCCGUCUGGCGCCUGAUGAACGCCGCAGCCUUCGCGUGCGCGUCCACCGCGGCUGCGGCCCGCGAGAGCGCCGCGCAGGAGCAGGAGGCGCGCAGCGCGCGCGCGAAAGCAUCUGUCGCGGGCGCGCCCUGCCUGCCGCGCUACGAGGGAGAAGGCUGGUGGGCGCAGUACGCGGAUGGCACUAGCGCGGUGCCUGCGCUGCGCCGUGUGGGCGCGAAGCUUGAGGAAGAACAACUGUCGCGCUUCGGCAGCGCGGCUUCGUGCGCGUCAGCUUACUCCUGCGGAACGGCCUCUUCUUCCUCUUCUUUCGUGGUCGAAGAGGAGGCCGACGACCCAGACGCUGCCAUGCUUCUCUACGCGCUGCGCGUGCCCCUUUCGGCACGGGGCCGUGGAGGCGCGGCAGCGCAGAGCGAGGAGGCCGAGGCGGGUAUGAGAGGAGGAGGCGCGCACCUCCGCGGGUUGGCGGACGACGCCCUGAAAGCCGCAACACCGUCGCUCUCGCUCUUGAGAGUUGCGUGGUUCGUGUGGGACGCGGGUCUUCAAUUCCUGGCGCAAACGGGAAGGCCUCUGCCGGACGCGGCGCUCAGCGCCUUCGUGUCCGCGACCGCUCUGUUUUCACGGCUGGCGGCGUGGCCGCCGGCGAUGCGCCUCGUGGCGGAGCUGACUGUCGCCGAGCAGGUCUACGGGCUGAGCGGGCCUGCGGCAGCUUUGGCAGUCAACGCCGCGACGCUGGCGGCGUCCGCGAGUGUGCGGGAGGUCCUGUCUCUGUUUCGGGGCGCAGGGGUGGCGGGCGCUGGCGACGCGCACGAGUUGGACGCCUUCCUCGACCGAAGCCGACACAGCGCCGCGGUCGCGCCCUUCGCGCUCCUGCCCAGGCUCUUCGCCCUCGCCUGCCUCGCGGGCCAGCAGCCGCAGCUGCGGUGCAUUCUUCCUGAGCUCCUCACAGGCCUGAGGCUUCUCUGGCCAAUGGACGCUGAGGACGGCGGUGUCUCGCCCUCGUCUUCGGCGCCUCGCGUCUGUCGCUCGCUUUUCUCGCGGCUGGGCGCGGAGGACUGCGAAGAGCCGCUCGUGUGCCGACUUCCGCCGCUGUUGCUGCAGCCACAGACGUCGGAUGUGUUGUCUGGGGACCUCGCGUCCGCGCCUGAGUCUGUACACACCUACUGGCAGCUGCUGAUGCUUUUCUCGGUGUUUCUGUCGUCGCGCGCCGCCGGGGAUGGCCGCGAGCUCCUCGAGCCGGAUGCGCAGAGGAUGCAGCGUUCUGCGCUGUUCACGCAGAUCUUUUCGGCGUAUUUCUCCGCUUCAUCUUCCUCCCUCUUGUCCCUCUCUCUCCCCGCGACCGCCGUCCCCGCUGCUUCGCUCGCGGCGCCGCAGUUCUUCUCCCCGGCGUUCCUGCGAGCCUCGACGCGCGCCGCGGGCACCCGAGAGGCCCGCGAGGCGUGCGGCGAGCUCCAACAGGCCCAGCCACUGCCUUUCUCACUCCGCAGCUUCCUGCAGACGCUCACGGAGGUGACGGAGGAGGAGAGGGACGCGGGCACGUAUCCGGUGCUGAGGAGCACGCUGCUGCUUCUUCUCCAUCUUCUGCAGCUCUGCCCGCCCUCGGCGCUGGCGCUCUCCUGGCAGCAGCACGCGGCCUUCAGUGCGGCGACGGUCGCGGAGAGCGCGCGGGAGCUGCUGGAGCGGGAGCGGGCGAGGAGCGAUAGCGUUGCGGCUGCCGAGGAAGCCGUGGAGCGCGAAGGCUGCGACGCGGCUCUGGAGGCGAAAAGAGGUGAGCAUCCGAUGUUCCUCGCCUUCCUCGCACCGUUCCGCGAGCUCGCGCGCAUGCAGUUCGGCGGCGCCCACGAGACCGAGGCCCAAACGGAGGCAGACCUCUCCACGGGCGCCGACGGCGUGAAGCGCGGACGUGACGGGGCAGACAGCCUCGAGGACAGCUACUGGGUCCUGCUGCCCACGCACUCCACGCCUCUCGGCUCGCAGAAGGGCGGCGGCGCCGGCGACUUGCAGAGUGCGCUGCGGGAAGGGGCUGACUCGUCUGCGGCGCACACACCGUCUCGAGAGGCCCGCGACGCCUUGGCGCGGCUGGCGGACUGCUCGCUGUCGCAGGGCGUGGCGACGUUUCUUGAGCGGCGGCAACUCGCGCAGCUCGAAGAGCAACGCGACACCUUCGGGGCCCUUUGCGAGUUCCUCUUCAGCUCCGUGUGGAGUCGCAUCGAGGGAUGCAGCUUCCUCCACUUCGCCGAGCGAGCUGAGCUCGUGGAGAUCCUCCUCGCCGCGACCACGGAGACACUCAGUCUUCUCCAGGGCGCCAAUCGCUUGCCAUCGAGCGAGGACGCCGACCCCGACCGCGAGGGCGAGGCGCCGACGAGAGACCGCGCCCUGCCUGGCGGCCUCGGAGCCGGCGAGCGCGCGGUGAAGAAGCGAAGGGGUGAUGAAAACGACGAAGUCGCGAGGGCGUGGACAGCCGCGCUGGAGCGAGAGGGGCUGAACCUCGAUAGCCUAAAAGAGCGGCUCCAGUCGAGCGAACAGGACGCCGCCGGAUCGGUUCAGGCGACCCUGACUGCAGACAGCGGUUUCUGGUCGCUCCGCGAGGCCGACUCGAUGGAAAACGAAGCCGUGGAAAGCAGAGGACGAAGAACCAGACUUCAAGUCCUCUUCUGGGAUAACCGCGGCGGCGUUUUCGCCAGACGCGCUGCCACUCUCGCUGUCUACGGACACGUCGAGCUGACUAACCGGCUGCUGGAGCAGCUCUCGGCGUCGAACUUUCUCUCGUCUCUGGCGGCGCUUCUCCGCUGUGACUCUCUCCUCGAGCUGUGUCCUCCGUAUGCGCGCGCGCAACCCCUGCCCGCCUCGUCUGCUCCGUUUCUCUUUGCGUUUGUGAACUCUGUUCUUCUCUCGCUGGCGUCGCUCGACUUCCACUCGCUCGCGUCCACGUCUUGGAUCACGCCGUUGGCGGCGCGGAUGCUGGGCGCGCCUCCGCUCCACCCGCCUGAGCGGCGUCUGCUGCGCACCUCGCGCCUGUCGCCGUGCUCAGGGCCUUCGGCCCCUCUGCUGCUGCUGCUGCCGGCCUCGUGUCGCGCGCCUGGAACCGCCGGGGGCGGCGAGCCGGUUGAGGGUCAGAGCACGUCUCGCGAAGUGCGGCCUGAGGGCCUGAGGCAGGGAGGUCGUUUUGAAGCUGAGCCACAGCCGCACGCGUGCGCGAUCUGCGGGUCGCUCAGCUCUCUCUUUGCCUUCUCGCCGCCCUCUUUUGCCUCUGGCAGUGUUGGGCCUCUGUCGCCUGCGGUGUCUCCGUGGACCUCGUCGGCCGCCUCGACGCGUCUCUCUCGCGUCUCCUCCCUCCCAAUGGUCUUUGUGCUGGCGUCGCCCGGCGUCUCCUCGCUGGCGGCGCCUGGGGAGCGCUACUCGCCCGCCUGGUCUCCAGGCCGCUGGAGCACGCACUGGGUCGGCGCGGCGCUGCGCGAAAGCGUCCCUUUCUGCCUCUCGGCGUCGGGCGCCGCGUCGCUGCUGACUUUCUUCUCGUUCCAGGCGGCGCUCCCCGGCUCCUCUUCCUCGCUCUCCUUGAGCACAAGUCCUGCGGUCCUACCGCCAGAGGCUGCGCUGUGCGCCUCGGCGGUGACGAGCCCAAACACAGAUCGCUCUCAGAACAUCGUUUGCCUCGUCGUUCAGGCCUUCCUCCACCUUUUCCUGGCUACCUGCGUCUCCCCGACCGGGUCGGCGCUCGGCCGCGGCGGGGGGGAGGGCGAGGGGGCGGGCGCCGUCUGCUCGCCGCUGGCGACGCUUGUCUCUGCGGCUGCGCGUCGCGCCGGGGCUGUCGAGCCGCCAGACGGCGGCCGAAAGCGCAAGAUGGCUGGCGCCCCUUUGGCGCCCGUCUCGGUGGCUGAGCCACUGCUGUCUCGGCUCCAGCGGCAGCUGAGCAGACUUGCGUUCUCUGCGUCAUCUGCCUUGCCGGAAGACGUGGGAGUCUCCGCGUCGCCCCUCUCGCCGUCGGUCCCCGACUUGCUGCCCUCCUACGCAGGGGACGCGCUCGCUGCGGCGCAGGACUACGACGCAUUCCUCGUCGCCGGCGUGCGCGCGGGUGCGUCGCUGCUCACCGCGCCUGGGGGGCACGCAGCGCUCUUCUGUCAAAGCCGCAGCAGGCAGCAGACGAAGGUGCUCGCCCCGGCGAACUUCGUGCAGUCUGUGUUUGCGCUGCUCGAGGGGUCGUCUCGCAUCAAAGUCGUCGCCGCCUCCCUCCUCAACAUCCUCACGGUGGCGUCGCUCGAGCUGCAGCGCAGCCAGGGACAGGAGGGCGAGACUUCGGCUGGGACGUCGGGGGAGUUCGAGGGCGCAGGCGCGGGCCUGAAGGGGCUGAGACGCGCCGACGUCCAUCGCGGACCCGAGACGCGACCCGCGCUGCCGGCUUCGUCGCGCUUCUGCUCCGCGUCGCCCUUCUCCGUCUGCCUCGCGUACGCCCCUCCCGAGCUCCAGAGCUUGCUGGAGAGGUGGAGGGACUUGGUGAGAGCGAAGGCGGGCGACAAAGAAGGCGCGACGGCCGCUGAAGGCCAGACGAAAGCCAGCGCCGCUGAGCGCUUGAGCAGAAGAAGGCAGAUUCGCUUCAUCGAUCUGCUCGUCCCGAGCGGCGUUCUCAGCAAAGGGCUGCGCGAGUUGUAUGUAAAGGAGCCGAUGAAGGAGUACCGGCUCCUUCUGCUUCAGCUGCUUCUGCUGCUGCUGGCGGGGGCCUCGGAGCGCGACAAAGACUCCUCCUCCCGCUUCUGCGCCCAGCAAGAGGAUCUCAUCUUCAUCGGCGGAGGCGGCGGCAGCUUGCAGGACGAGUGCGAGGGGAGCGACGGCGAAGCAGAGCCUCUCCUCUGGACGACUGUGAACUUCUCCCAGCAGAUUCUCCUGGACGUGCUCGCCGCGUCCUCACCCGCCGACAAGUCAAGCGCCUCGGGCCGAGGGGCAAUUGGCCCAAAGAGCGGCAAAGAGGGGGCGGCGUCUGGGAGGCUGGUCGAGUCGCUCGGGGACCUGAAACUCCUUCGCCUUGCGUUGCUCCUGCUCGAGCAACUCUGCUUUUCUUCUGGUGCUCAGGCGGUUCACCUUCAACUCCUGCAGCAGACCGUCUGCGGCGUGCGGAGAAUGAGCUCGCUGCGGAGAGACCGCCGCGAGGCGAACGCGGACGCGGCAGGCGGAGAGGAUUCUUUCGCUGGCGCCUCGGCGUUCGCUUCCGCGGCGAAGGGCGGCUCCCCGGCGAAAGGCGAGGACGACGCAACGAGCGCAGGCGGAUGGAAGCUGCUGCUCAGCGUCGCCUGCACCCUCCUCUCCACGUGGCAGAAGCUAGACUGGGCGCGAGCGCGUCUGUGGCUGGCGACGGCGAGCGGCGCAGCCGAGCGCAAAGCGCUGGCGCGGCCGGCGACCCAACACGCUACGCUUUCGUCUCAAGCCAGCCUUGGAGACCUGCCGCCGCUCGAGGCUGGAGGGCCCCCGCUUUGCUCUCGCCUGAUCACCAGCGCCGGCUUCGACCUUCCGCUCUACGCGCCCCUGGACGCGGCGCUGUCCCCUCUGCCACAGGCCUUCGCGGCGGCUACGGGGCGAGCCGCCAGUGGGGACUCGGCCGACGGGCCUCGCGGCGCGUUCUCGCGCCGCCCGAGCGGCAGCUUGCGUCUGUCGGGCGGCGUCUCGGUCGCGGGCUCGGGGGGCGCGGGCCUGAAGGCUAAGUGUGCGGGUCUAGGGCCUUCUGCGCAGGGCGGAGAACGCGGGGAGGAGGACGAAGCGGGUGCAUCCUCGGCCGUCUCCGCCCCGUUCUCGGGCUCUGUCGCGUCAUUCUUCUCCAGAGGCGGCGCCGGCGAGCCCGGCGGCAGCGGAUGCGCAGCGGCGGGCGCGUGUGCGCCGUCGCCAGCUGGCUGGGGAGGCGAGGAGGAGGAGGAGGAACUCGGUUUCUUGGCGAGUCUCGCGGCAAUCGAGCUCUGCGGGGCUUUCCAGGCGCUCUUCCGGAUCCUCGUCUCUCAGCUCCACGCGCUGCCGCUCUCGAUCCCUGUUGAAGCAAAACAGACGUCCAGCGGCGCGCACGCACCGGGUGACAAAAAGACGCGUUCCAUAGCUCACUUGUUCGUUGACCGGCCGCCAACGCUCGCCGACUACCGCGACUUUUUCAACUUGUUCUACUUCCUGUCAUCGGAGCCGAGCGUUCUUGCGGCGUUCUUCCCCGCGAAGGCGCAGGGGGCUGCAGGGGACUCUGACCCGCGGGCCUCGCAGGCCGCGUCUUCCUCGCUGGGCCUCGCGCCCCUUCCCGAGACGCAGCGUAGCCUCCUUCGGCUUCUGCUGUGGCUGCGGUCCCGGUCGAUCUCGCCUGCGUACCUGCAGCAGGCUCAGCCGAGGUCGCCGGCCUGUUCUGUCUCGUUCGUGCCUGCGCCGGGGGCGGGAAGUGGCACCGGCUGCUCGUCACCCCUGUCUCCUUCCGCGCAGGCGACGGCCGCGCUCCCCGUCCCCCCACCCACGGGACGACGCGCACGCGGUCUGCUGCGUGCGCCCGGCGAGCGAAGGAACAAUCUGGAGAAUUUUGCCGAUUUUUGGAUGCGCAAGCGGCUGUUGCGCCCGGCUCUCGAAGAGGGUGUCGGGGGCGAGGGCUGCGCGUUGCUUCAGGCCUUGUCGUCUCCGCUCCUCUCGGACGACCCGGCGCAGGGCGAGGAGGCCCGCAGCUGCGCAGACGGCGGCUCGCCGGUGCUACCUGUCUCGCUUGUGCGCGCCUGCGGCGUGUUGAGCAGCCCCGAGCAGUUUGGCGCAGGGUUCAUCUUUGACCGUCGCACCCUCGUGCUGCUCGCGACACACGUUGCCCUGCAGACUCUGCCUCUGGCGCACUUUUCCUCGUCGUCCGCGUCCUGCGGGGAGGAGAGCAGGCGAGCUUGUCGCGCCGAGCCGCUUCUUGGGGCAGCCUGCGACGCCGGAUGGAAGUCGAGCGGCCGCCGGAAGAGGAAGGAGGGCGGAAGCUCGCUCGCGGCGUACUUCCCGAGUUCGCUGGCGAGCCAAGCGUGGACGGCGGGCGUCUUCGCGAGUCGCGUGGGCGUCGGCGAGGCGCUUGCGGACGCGCAGCUCGCCCUUCUUUCGGCCUUUUUCCAGUUGCUCUGCGCAAGUCGAGAGAAGGCGAUCUUCCCCCUGUACUUCAUGCCCCGGAAGAAGACGCCGGCCGGCGUGACAAACAUGUUGGAGCCAGGCGAGGCCGCCCAAGGCGGCGAGCCAGAACGCGUCGGCAAAAACGUGUUGUCGCCCCUAGGCGACGCAGAGCCUCCUUUCCAAGCCGCCAUCUUCCCGGUGCUGUCGACCCUCGUGGACGUUUGUGAACAGGAGAAGGGCUUGGCUGCAGGGACCCCGUUCGGCGUUUACCUAUUCCGCAGUGCGUUCUUCCGCCUCCUCCUGGCGCUCUCGCUGCAGCUCGUCACGUGUAACUGGACGACGGAUCUUCGGGCCUCCUCUGCGGCGCCAAAGCUGCUCCUCGCGCGCGGGUCGCCGCUUGCGUCUGCGCUUGCGCCGGCACCUCCUGCGGACAAAGCCGCCGACAAGAGCCCUGCACUGUCGCCGCGGAGCGGCAGCCUGUUCGGGGCCUCCUGCCCCGCCGCGCCGCUGUCGCCGGUGCGACACCCAGAAGACCAUGAGGACUCCUCUUCGCCGUCGGAGCCGGCCGCACGCCGCUCAGUCGGCGAGGUUCUGAUCUCGUUGACGCCCUCGCAGGAGGGCACACAUGCGUCGUUUGGCAGCGGGGCGGCAGAGGGAGGCGGAGCCUCGUCGGGCUUCUCCUGCCGGGCCUCCGGGGCGCGGGGAGGGGGCGCGUGGAGCCGCUCGCCUUCUUUCUCGGCGCAGCCGGUUGUGGGCCGCGCAGAUAGAGACUACUUUUUCCAGCGAUUCUGCGUCAAAGUCGACGCGCUGUGCAGCGCGCCAGGUCGCGCGGGCGAUGGAGGCCGCACCGCCAUCCUCGCCCCCAUGUGGCAGAACGAGGCGCUGAAAGACGUCUCGAGGGAGAUUCUGCAUCCGCCGCUCGCCUCCCUCUCCACGCCGCUCUUCUGUUCGGGCACGCGCCGUGCGUGUUUCCCCAGCGCGGAGAUCCUGCGCAACGUCCUGCGGGCGGCCGAGGCCUUCGAGGGCGAGCAGGGCGACUGCGCAGGCGGCGCAGGCAAGACACGCAGAGAAGAAGGUGCGGCGCCGGGAGUGACGCGGAGACAGAGAGCCGCGGAACUGCUCUACAAGGUGCAAAAGUGCCUCCUCGCUGUGCUGCGCGAGAAAGUCGCCCAGGAGAGCGAACGAGGCUGGGGCGCUAGUGGGAAGCGCCUGCCGGCCCUGCACGACGGCUUCGCGGAGUAUGCAUAUGAAGGACGCCUGGCGGCGAGAGGCGGGUCAGGAGAGACGAAAGGCGUCACGCAGUUUCACUUGCCUGCGUUCUCGUCGCUCCUCUCCUUCUUUCCCCGUUCGGCUGCCUCCCGCGACCGGGGGGCCGCGGUCGGCGCCGCCCUGACGGGCCCCGGAACGUCUCGCCGAAGAGGCCUCUUCUCCUCGUUCUACCCCGCCGUCGAGGCCGCGCACCGCUCUGCGCUGCUCUUCUCAGCCCCGAUCGCGUCCUCUGCGCCAGAGCCACACGAAGCCUGCGAACAGGGGCGAAGCACUCCGUCGGCCUCCUCGCCCUCCGCCGCGGUCUUCCCUCCCACCCGUCAGGCGCCGGGGGCGGACGCGGGCGGGGGGCCUCGGGCGCCAGGGCAGGCCCCGGAGCGCGGCGAGGCGGCGCGCGAACCGCUGCCUUUCUUGGUUGCCGAGACGCGCCUUCGAGAGGAGUCGCGCGCCUGGACUGACGCGUUCGGACUGGCCAGGACCCCCCCCGAAGAGGCAGACUUUCUCGACAUGCUGGCGGCACUCGACGGCGUGAAAGUCUUCGCGGCCCUCUGGAGCUUCCUCUGCGUCUGCGGAGGAGAGACGGAGCAGGAGCUCGCGGGCGGCGCGUCGGCGCCGUCGUCGCGUCGUCAAAAGGGCACGGAAGGCGAAGCUGACGGGGCCCCGUCCCUCGCACGCGCGUCUCAGAGGGCAGAGCACGAGAGCGAAGAGAAAGCUGCUUCGUCCUCCCUCGCGGCCUUCUGGGCGGAGGCCCUCGAGACGCAGCUCGCAGGCCUCCUCAGCCAGGCGCACAGCGUGUGGGGACUGUUCACGCCGGCAGCGAGCCGCGCAGCCGCUGGCGCACUCACUGGGGGCGCGGCGCUGCAGCGAGACGAGUCGUUCGCGGACCUGUCUCCCGCGCUCCUGUCCUCCCCCCUGGCAGGCGGGGUGGUGUCUGCGUCGGGCGCGACGGCGGCGACGCGAAUUGCCUACCUGCUGGCGACGGCGCCGAGGACGCCUGCGCUUCUGCGCAUCUCGUCACUGCUGUACCUGAGCCUGCCUCGGCUCUUCCUCAACGCCUGCGUCAGCCUUCUGGAUUCCUCGGCGGCCGCGGUCUACGCGGCGCGGCGGCAAGCGGCGCGCGGCGCGGCCGCGGGCGCGGGCGACCGCGAAGGCGCCCCAGGCUCGCAGCUCGUCUCGUUGUCGCUCUCGGAGAUCUUUAGGCCCCAGGGCGAGACUGGGAGCCAGCGGCCGAGCAGCUUGCUGGGCGUGGGGGUCGUGGAGCGGCGGGACAGAAGCCUCAGCUCGGGGGAGACAGAAGACGAGGAAAGGAGACUGUCGCGGAGCGAGGGGCAGGACACGUCAGCGUCGGCAGCCGCGAUGCCUCUGCUGCUCCAUCCAAACCUCUUUACGCCUCGCAUCUCCGAAGACUCUGCUUACUUGGGGCAGGGACGGAGUGAUGUACAGCUCGAGGGCGCCGCGGCGGGGCGAGCCUGCGACGACGACCGCGCGGCCACGCUCGCGCCCUUUGAUCCCGUCGUGGCGCAUGUGCUGCAGAAAGCCCUCGAGCGUCUCCCUCUGUCUGGAGAGGCUGGAGGCCGCUGCGAGUCAGAUGAAGGAGCGAGGGAGGAGUUCGGGGGAGUGGCGAACGGGCGCAGAGAUUUGAGCUGCGGAGGAAGAGACAUUUCCUCGUGCUUUGCUGCCCCGCUGGCCGCCUUUCUCCAGCUGCCUCUCCUCGCCUUCCUGCCGCCUGCAGUCCGCAGCUUGUCGGCGCAGAUUCAACAGCAGGCGACGCUGCUCAACUCGCGCUUCCCGGCAGUGGCGCCGACGACGACCCGCGAACUCUGGGCCGCCCAGCAGCUGCUUCUGCUUCAUCAGCCACUCCCUCGCGUCCUCUCUUUUUCGGCGUCCCUCCUGCCUGGGGCGCUGGGCGCGGAUGCCUGCGGCGCGCGCGGAGCGGAGGCCGAGGCGAAGAAGCAGGAAGAAGCCUUGUUUUCGCCGAAGCUCUCCCUGCUGCUGCAGCAUCCGAACUUCCUCGUGGAGGAAGUCGCGUCGCGGACGCUCUCGUCCUUCGUCGCCUUCUUCGCCCUCCUGGUGCAGUCCGGCGUCGCUCCUCGACGCGCCGGCGGCGCCGCGGGGCUCUUCAGCCGCACAGCCGCACUCGAGGCGCCGCUCCUCGACGCAGGCCUCGGCCGCUGCACUUUGGCUGGGGGCGACGAACGACGCGCGACCGCCGGCCUGCACUUCUUUUCCGCAGAAGGCGACGAAUCCGCGAAGGCGAAAUCUGCGUUCCUGUCUCAAGCCGCGCCUCCCGCGUCUUCGUUAUCUCCUGCGCCUUCGCAGGCCCCUUCGAACUGGCAAGACGCGCGGAGUCUGUCCCUCCCUGAGGCGCUACUGGAUGCCGACUUUUUCCUCUCGCUGGUGAUGCUGCCGUCGUUUCAGAGCUACCUGCAGCCUGUGCGCAAGCCUGCGAUGCCGCCGCUGCCCCCAUCGCACGUCGCGCGCAGGAGCCCCGAGGCCGACCUGUCAGGCUCUGCGCCGUGGGUGCCUGCGUACGAACUUUUGCUUCUCCCGGCGGCUGCUAACGGGCAGAGAGGACAGGAAGGCGACGCGGCGGUCUUGGGCGGGGAAGCGCGCGUCGCGAACGCCACGGAUGCCGCAUCCGCGGCGCUGGUGCAGGUCAGGCGGGCGCCGUCGCAUCUGCUCUUCUGCAGGAUGCUGGGGCUCCUCGCCCUGGGCCUCCACCAGUUGCCGGAGUCGUCUCGCGCCCGAGUCUCCUGCGCGGAGAGCCGAGGAGGGGGAGGAGGUGGCCUGCGGGGAAGGCCAACGUGGGCGCAGGCGGAGCCUCAGGCCGGCAGGGCGAAGGAACGCGUCGCGGCGCUUCUCCGCGUUUUGCAGCUGCUUGAGCGACGCAUGCAAUUCGUUUUGGGGCCCCGCGGCUUUGUGCGGGCCUCUCAACUCGCGCUGCUGGAAGAGGGGACGCUCUACGCGCAGCUCCUCACGCUCCUGCCCCCGUGGAGCGCGAUGGAUGCCGACCAACAGCAAUUCGUCUGGCGGUGGUUUAGUCUCUUGCGCGACUUUGCGCUCUCUCUGUGCCGAGGCCUUUUGCUGUCUCUGGUUGACGGUGUGCCGGUCCUCCGCCCCGUCUCUGUGUUGGAGCGUUUGGGCGCUCAGCCUCCUCUCAGAGCUUCGUCCGCUGCUUGCGGCGCAGCCUCGUCGGCGGACGUGUCUCUCUCCGCGCUGGUUUAUUCCUCGCUGGCUGCGGGAGUGCCGGGUCUCCGCUCGGCGAUGCGCGUGCGCCUCGGCGAGGCCGGUUACGAGGCGAUCGCCCGCGGCGCGGCGCGAGCGGCGACUGGAGGGCAGAGACAAACUUUGUGGGAGAGCCUCUGGGGCGGCGCAGACGAGAAGGAGCAAGGCGAACGGGCCCCCGUCGCCGUUCCCUCGACCUUCCACCAGCGUGGCAUCUUCCUCAUGCUCGAGGUCUGCAACAGCGCCGUCUCGGCGUUCUCCAAGUUCGGUUUCCUGCUUCCUCUGGAUCACACCUUCCCGCCGCCCGCCUCCUUCUUUCUCCCCGGGUGUGCCUGCUGCCCGCCCUCGCCGUCCUCCUGCGACUGCUCCUCAGGCGGACGCUUCGGGGGCGCGGACACCUCGCACUGGUGCCGCCGCGUGCGCGCCAUCUCGCCGAAGCGCUACCGUGAGUUGAUCACGUCUCUGUUUUCCUGUGCGCCUGCGGCGCCCGCUGGCGGCGAGAGCGCGAGGGAGAAGAGUCACGGCAACCGCUGCGCGAGGCGAAGGCACGGCAAGAAGAACGAGCGCGCGAGGAGCGAGGGGUGCGCGUCCCGGUCGCCUUCGCCGGUGCCGUCGCUUGCGCACGAGGGGAAUCCGCGCGACAGAGACGCCGUGAGGCUCGCUUCCCCGCUUGGAGAAGACACGCUGAAGCUCUCUGAGGACAGCGAGCGAAGGCCCCAGCGCGGCGCGGCGUUCGCGGCGCCGGCGGACACAGACAUUCCUCGCGCUGGCGGAUGCGAGGGAGGCGCCGGCAAGAAUGCAGCGGAGGUCGACGCAGAACUCACAGAGGGACGCGGAAGAGGCGAGGCAGGCCGCACCCGGCGAAGCUUCCUCCCCCCGGCACAAGAAAUUGCGCAAACGCUGGGAGUUUUUGUGGAUAUCGCGAAGGCGCUGACCAAGAUCCUCGACGAGCUUGCGCGAGAGGAUCGAACACUGCCGCUUGCGAUCCUGACUACCCGCGACCGGCGGUAUCUGCCGCUCUCUCUCUUCCUGCGCUGCGAGGGCCCGUAUAUGAACAGUUUGUCUUCGCUCGCUUCGCCGAGACCUUCACAGCGCCAGGCCUCGGCAGAUCAGCCGUCUGUCCUCUGGGCGAGUUGGGCGCGCAGUCCCACGCCUGGCUCGGUGUCGCCUUCGCACAGCAGCGUGUGCGGCGCUGGGCGCGCAGCGAGCGUUGUGAGCUUGACGCCGACAGCGAGCGGCGUCGGAUUCGAGUCCUCGACGCGCGACGGGGAGGGGGCGAGAGACGCCUCCGGCAGAGGCUGCGCGCGAGGGAGAGACGACGCUUCAGUUCUCUCCUUCCACCGCGGCACGAGCGCAGAUCGGCAGGGCGGAGGGGCGCUUUCCGCCGUGUCCUUCGCAGGCAGGCAGCGUGCCGAGCAGCGCCGGAGUCUGCAUCGGCGCCGGCGCGGGUCUCCCACCGUCACCGCCUGUCGCCUCGCACGCGUCGCGGAUCGCGGGGCUGUGAGCGGUCUUUUCUGCAGGGAGAGGGGCGCACCCGAAAGCAGCGUUUCGCUGCUGGGCAUCGGCGAAGAAGACCAAGAACUCGAGGUCGUCUGCCCCGAGCUGCUCCAGCACGAGGCGCUGUGGGAGCGUCUGCGCGACACUGUCGAAAAGGCGAUGACGGCAGGCACAGCAAUCAUCAAUGCGUUUGUGGCGCAGAACAUUUUAAGACAUUACGCGGAUGCAGCCAAGCAAUUUCUUCCUCUUCUGAUCCAUUUGGGCGCGGCGUCCAGCCAUCAGUCUUCGUCGUCUCUCACAGUCUCUACUUCUUCUCUUAUCCCCCCCGGUGCGGCGCACCUUCUUCGUCCGUCGAGUGCAGGGGAUUCUCGGAGCGAAGCAACCGUUUCCAGAGACGAUUCAGGGGCCACGAGUCGGGACUUCUACGCAACGCUUCUACAGUAUCUGCUCAAGCGCUAUGCUGUUGAAGAAAGAGUUUUUGAAGCCUCGAGAGGUGUCUGUUUCCCCGCGGUUCUCGACCUUCACGAAGACGCCGACGUCCGCAGAAAAGAGGAGGGUGGAGCGACCUUGCGUUAA